Messenger RNA from Lagopus muta (rock ptarmigan), 4886 nucleotides. It is a transcript of the gene RAD17, whose product is annotated as RAD17 checkpoint clamp loader component. The coding region runs from base 106 to 2169 and encodes 687 amino acids. The record is from RefSeq and is a predicted model, not a curated record. NCBI's taxonomy places the organism in Eukaryota, Metazoa, Chordata, Aves, Galliformes, Phasianidae. Gene Ontology annotation, biological process: mitotic DNA replication checkpoint signaling; DNA damage checkpoint signaling; DNA repair. The transcript is spliced from 16 exons. Gene Ontology annotation, cellular component: Rad17 RFC-like complex; nucleus. Gene Ontology annotation, molecular function: chromatin binding; DNA clamp loader activity.
CAGGCACGCUGCGGUUAGCUAAGCAGAGGCGGCGGGAAGGCCGCGUCGCGGCGGAAGGGGGCUUGGCACCGCGUCGCGCGGCGCUGCCCGGCGGCUCGGCCCGGGAUGUCCGGGACUGCGGCGGGGCGACAGCUGGCGCCGGCGGAGGCGACAGAUUGGUUGGCCUGUUCGUUUGAUGAUUUCUUUGGAAGUGCAGAUAUUUCUUCUACCGUGAUUCCUGAAAAGUCACACAAAGGCAACUCUGGGAGAAAUCAUCAGCAGAAGAAAGACCUGUCUGCUGUGCCGGGCUGCAGCAAAAACAAAGUCCUGUCAAGAAAAAGAGCAAAGUUGUCCUCAGUAGAUCUGCCUUGUAACAAGUCCAGAAUAAACUGGAACCAGUCUCAAGAUGAGCCAUGGGUAGAUAAAUACAAACCUGAAACUCAGAAUGACCUUGCUGUCCAAAAGAAGAAAAUUGAAGAAGUUGAAACAUGGUUAAAAAUACAUAUAUUUCGGAGACAGCCAAAGCAGGGUGGCUGUGUUUUGCUGUUAACUGGUCCUGCUGGCUGUGGAAAGACAGCAACUAUACAAAUAUUAGCAAAAGAUCUUGGUGUGCAAGUGCAAGAAUGGACCAAUCCAGUAUCUUUAGACUUCACAAAAGAAGACUUAUUAAAUAUAUCUGGCCAUAACUCAAAUUCUCAUGCGUUUUCAAGUCAGGCCCAGUCAGCUCUCUUUCAGGAUUUUCUGUUAAGAGCAAAUAAAUAUAACAAACUUCAGAUGCUUGGGGAGUCCUCAGAAAAUGAUAAAAAGCUUAUUCUUGUUGAAGACAUGCCAAACCAAUUCUAUCGAGACCCUAGCAGUCUACAUGAAAUUCUCAGGAGAUUUGUACGUACAAGUAGAUGUCCUCUUAUAUUUAUAAUAUCAGAUAACUUCAGUGGAGACAGCAACCAGAGGUUACUAUUCCCCAAAGAAAUUCUAGAGGAGUUGUGUAUAUCAGUUAUUAGUUUCAAGCCCGUUGCACCAACAAACAUGAUGAAAGUUCUUAAUCGAAUAGCUACGGCAGAAGCUAACAUGAACAGAGAGAAGAACUAUGCUCCUGAUAGAACUUCGCUGGAGUUGCUUUGCAAGGGCUGUUCAGGUGACAUAAGAAGCGCAAUAAACAGCCUCCAGUUUUUUUCCAUGAAAGAUUGGUCAUUGGAGAAAGAUUUCUGGUCAAGGAAGAAACGGAGUUCCACGCUAAAAAAUGAAACAGCAGCAGUGUAUAACUUGAGGAAGAAAAGUAAAUCCGAUAUUUUAGAAGACCAGGCAAUACAAGCUAUUGGUGGCAAAGAUGCUUCCAUCUUUCUUUUUCAUGCUCUAGGGAAAAUAAUUUACUGCAAAAGAGAACCGUUGUCAGAAUCUGAAUUUCCUCAGCUGCCUUCUCACUUAAUAGAACACCGUCGAGACACGUUGCUUAUCCACCCUGAGGAUAUUGUGGAAAAAUCACAUAUGUCUGGAAGCAUGUUCAAUUUGUACCUUCACCAGAACUAUGUAGAAUUUUUUACUGACAUAGAUGAUGUUGUGAGAGCCAGUGAGUACCUGAGUACUGCUGAUGUCCUUUGUGCUAAUUGGAAUUCACGGCUUGUGAUGGAAGAGUACAGUACAUCUGUAUCUACUCGAGGUGUGAUACAUUCAAAUUCAUCCAGAGCCUUUGCCCACUGCCAAGGAGGGAUGGGGUUCCGGCCCUUACAUAAACCUCAGUGGUUCUUUAUCAAUAGCAAGUAUCAAGAAAACUGUGCUGCUGCAAAAUCUCUCUUUUCAAGCUUUUGUUUAUCACCAGAGUGUCUUCAGACAGAGUUACUGCCUUACCUUGCAAAGUUAGCAAAUCCAAUGAGAAACGAAGCUCAGAUUGCUUUUAUCCAAGAUGUUGGGAGGCUGCCAUUGAAAAGACAUUUUGGGAGGUUAAAGCUUGAAACGCUUACUGAUAAAGAUCCUGGAGUUCCAGACUUAUUUGUUGGUUGUGAGGAGGACCCUGCUGAGGUGGCUGUACAGAUGGAGGAAAAUAGAACAAAUGAGAACGAUUGGGAUGGACUGCCCCUGUCAUCCAGCCAGCGCAGUGGAAGUGAACUGCCUUGCAGUCAGCCUCAGCCUGUUGCUGCUCUAGUAGCUAUGGAGGAAGAUGAAUUAAAUAUAGAGGAAUAUGACAGUGACUAAGUCCAACAAAGCAUCAGCCACUGACUUAGCUGAUAGAUUAUUAUGUGCCAAAGGGCUUUGCUAAAAUGAGUAUGGUCUGCUGAACGGAGUGCAGGUGGGCUGGGAGGCCCAGUCUAAACAUAACAGUGUCAGUAUCAAGACACUUUUCUUUAUCUUCCUCAUAGCUUUGCAGGAUCAGACCUGAUCAGAAUACUAAAUCACAGGCUAUUCCCUGCCUGUUCUGAGCCAUAAAAGUAUACUGAGACGAAGGGAGAACAAUAAAUGAUAAAUUUAAAUAGUUUGAGGCUGUAGCUAAUCAGUGCCAUUCUUAAGUUAUUGUUUUUUUUGUUUUUUUGUUUUUUUUUUUACACAUCUUCAUUUACUUCGGAGUUUUACAAUGUGUUCCUAUUUACACAUUUGGUAAGUUACCAGCAUUUGAAGAUUUUUCUAAAGUGUAUGUCUUCAGAAAAAUUUCUGUUUGGAAGCUUGAACCUUCUGAAAGAGGAGAUUUAAGGGGAUAUGUAAAAACUUUGAUAUCUUGUAUUGAUGAUGUAAAUAAAACUACUGUAUGAAUGCUGUUCUGUAAUCUGCUAGAGAUAUUUUAACGUUUAUAAAUAGAACAUGUGCUGUACAACAGUUUAGUUUGGAUUUGUUUUUGAAUUUUUUUGAUAAUUUAUUGAGGUGCAAAUACAACAGUUAAGCAGAAGUUCUUGUCCUAUUUUUAUUUGGUAGGAAGUCAAUGGUGUCAUGUAGUUUUCCUCUUUAAAUUAGCUAGGCUGGAACAAAGAAUAAUUUCAUGUUUGGCUACUGACACUCAGUGUUUUGUCUUUAUCAGAAUAGACUGUUAAAUACUUCUUGUUGUUUGGGUCCCUGUGUGAAAUCAUAAAUCCCUUACAUACAUCAUAUCUCACAUCAUUGUAAUUAGUGUUACUGCAUAAAUAAGAAAGCAAGGAUCAAAACAACUUAUUUUGAAUGUGUGAUAUGUUUGCAUUCUGUAUUGCUAGCAUACAAAUUUAAAAAAAAAAUACACUAAUCCAACAUAAAUUUAGAAUUGCUGCCAAUUUUGAAUGCUCUUGCUUUGUCCCCUAUGAAAGAUCAGGCGUUGUCUUUAUGACAAGUGUUUAAUUUUGAAGAGGGGGAAUUUACAUCUUCAAUUUACUACAGCUCUACUUAUUCCAUUCCUUAUAUGGGAUGCGUGGGAUGGGGUGGUCCCUGUUUAGUUUAGGUGAAGACUCAGUUUAUCCAGGCCUCCUGCAGGUUUGUGUCACUAAAAUGCCAUCUGGACCCUCCUGAGCUCAUAGAGGGAGUCUAGUACUGAAGGAUGGUAAUUUGUGCUAUACUCAUUUUCACUCUAAUCAAAACUCUGAGCUACUUCGCGUUUUUGAGCUUUCUUGAUAAUAGUAUGAAGUAAUAAUAGUAACAAGAAAGUUCUUUAACAUCAACUUCUGGUUAUUACUGUUGGCCUUGGCCUUACUAAAGCACUCAACACUUGGUUAAUGAUAAACUUCAGCAAUAGAGACAUAUUACUGUCGUCUAGGGGAUUCAAAAUCACAACCAUAAAACCUUUUUUAUGUGGAGGUGCCACCAAAACUCCCACAAUUUAUAUUGCAAUAAUAUAAAUACAUAUAAAUUCUCUGAUGCCGGAAUUGCAAUGGAGUUCAAAAUGUGUGAGUGGGAUGAAUGCCUCAAACUAUGCAAGUUCUAGAUGUGUUGCAGGGACAUUCAGCUUCAGUUGCAAGCAGGUACAAGACUGAGUUGCUGCUACAGCCCACUCUCCAACCUCUGGAAGGAAAAAAACAGCCUUUGCUUCCCUGAGCAAUGUUAUCCCAGUUACAGAAAGAAGAGAAACACUGAAAAGAAAGCAAGUGCCUUUUUUUUUUUAAAAUCAUUUAAUUGUAAACUGAACUCAGAAUUAAUCUGUUGAUGUAUUUAGAAUACAGCCUCCGUCUGUCCAUUGGUGUGCUGCUGCUGUUUCAGUAAUGUGCUACUGCAAAUGAUGUUCAGGUUGUUAAAUUCUUUCUGCCCAGAGAGAUUGCCCAUGUCCUUAAAGGGAAAGUGAUUAGAAGCACUGGAAAUGUGUUUUUCUGAGGCAUUAUAUAGUAUAAUUGCAAACAAAAAUCCCAGAAAGGUGUUGUCUGCCAUCAAAAGAUUAUUCUAAGCUGGGAGCAGAAAUGUCUUUUCUAAAAACACAGUAAUUACUUUCCAGGAAUAGUUUGGGGACUUUUGGAUAGGAGUAAUGUGUAUCAUACAUAAUUUUUAAGGUGUGGCCAAAUAAUUCCAACGUCACACCAGCCUUUGAGAAACCACUGUGGCUCAUACUUGGGCUCUUCCUACUCCCCCUGUAAAUGUAGUUGUAUAUGCAGUGCUCUGCACAUCACCUGCAUGCAAGACAGCCAGAGAAAAAGCGCUGGAUUCACCUGCAUAUGCCAAAAUCAUCCCUUGCGCAGAUGGGAAGAGAUGAACUUGGGGCAGUGGACUUCUCAGGUUUAAAUGUGCUACCUGAACUCUGCAAGCGUGCUUGUUUGUAAAGUCCCCUGGUACUUAGUUUGAAGAGGAAAAGAAUGACACAUUGGAGUUGGAGUUUUCUUUCCAGAUUUCAGAUGAAAUUUCAAAGAAAUAGAAAUCCAAACCAACUUCUUGUCUUUCAUACCUUGAAAGCAGGUAAAACAUGUAUUUCAUAUUCAUCCUUCAGAAAGCUAUUCUCCAAGGAAGUAUAUGAUUCAAAUUGUAAUAAGUAC